This is a messenger RNA of Vollenhovia emeryi, 799 nucleotides long. Its product is annotated as skin secretory protein xP2-like. Gene Ontology annotation, molecular function: nucleic acid binding; zinc ion binding. NCBI's taxonomy places the organism in Eukaryota, Metazoa, Arthropoda, Insecta, Hymenoptera, Formicidae. The transcript has a single exon. The record is from RefSeq and is a predicted model, not a curated record. Bases 1 to 714 code for a protein of 237 amino acids.
AUGGCGGACAUGUCGGCGGAUCAAGCGCUACGCGAGACGGCGGAGCUGCUGGAGGAGGCCGCAGCGCGCCGCCCGGACUUUUGGCGGCGACUGCGGGAGGAGAUCGGGCGAGUCCGGCUGAGCAGCGGCGGACGGCAGAGUCGGGCCACACAGACGGCGGGCCCCAUCGUGGACGUCGGGGUGCAAGCCAGCCCCGCGACGGUCGAGCGGGCCGUGCAAACGGACGGGCCGGCAGAAGAAGCACGCCCGGUGCGGGGCGCCGAGCGGGCCGUACAGACGGACGCGCCGGCGGAAGAGGCACGUCCGGCCCGGGGCGCCGAACGAGCGGCGCCGACGGCCGCGCCGGAGGAAGAGGCACGUCCUGGCCCGGGCCCCGAGCGGGCCGCAUCGCCCGACCUGCCGAGGGCAAGCGGGACCAGCGCCAUGGCGAGGGCGCACAGCCCCCAGUGGAUCCACAGCCCCUACCCGGGCUGCUGGAAUUGCGAGGCGCGCGGGCACUACUACAGCGAGUGUCCGCGCCCCCGCAACACCCAGCGGUUCUGCUUCCGCUGCGGGCGUCGGGGCACCACCCUCAAAGACUGCCCGAACUGCAGGGAGGCCUGGCGGGCCGAGGGCCCGCGCGUCGAGGGUCGCGGCCGCGGACGAUCCACACCGUCCCUGCGAGGAGGCCAACUCCCGUCACUGAGGCGGAGCGCCGCGGGAUCACCGCCGUGAACCAGGAGGAGAGCCGAGCGGCCGGGGGCGGGAAGCCGCCGAGGAGCUACGUCCGGCCUCGUUAUUUUUUUGUUUAGCGCCCUUC